GGUUAGAUCGUUGCUGCUACAUCCGGGCGCUCCGUUCGCUUUACAAGCCCUGCGAAGAUGGCGACUUCAGGGAGGAGUGCACUAUUAUCCUCCAAUUCAGCUGGACCCAGGAGCACGCUGGAGAACUCCAACCCAGAAGAGGAUGAUGGGCAGAACUUAUGGUCCACAAUCCUGAGUGAAGUGUCAACCCAUUCAAGAUCAAAGCUACCGUCUGGGAAAAAUGUCCUGGUCAUGGGUGAGGUGGGCUCGGGGAAAACCACUUUGGUUGCAAAGCUACAAGGGGUUGAAGAGUACAUGAAAGGCCGUGGCCUGGAAUACCUCUACUUCAGUGUGCACGACGAUGACAUUGAUGACCACACUAGAUGUAAUGCUUGGGUGUUAGAUGGAGAUCUUUACCAUAAGGGUCUGCAGGGAGUAGCUGUACCGGUCGACUCUAUCGACAACACGUUGCUGCUGAUAACGGUUGACAUGUCGCGGCCUUGGAACGCCCUGGACUCUCUCCAGAAGUGGGCCGCCGUUGCUAGGGAACACAUCGACAAACUCCGAGUCCCCCCAGAAAAGCUGCGGGAGCUGGAGCACAGACUGGUAAAACAGUUCCAGGAGUACACAGAGCCGGGUAGUGGGGAGGAUGGAACACCGCAGAGGAGGAGCGAAGAAGAGGAGAGUGUGCUGCUGCCUUUAGGAGACAACACACUUACACACAACCUGGGAAUACCAGUAGUGGUGGUUUGCACAAAGUGUGAUGCUAUCAGCACAUUGGAAAAGGAGCACGACUACAGAGACGAACACCUGGACUUCAUCCAGUCCCACAUCAGACGUUUCUGUCUGCAGUACGGCGCCUCUCUGCUUUACACAUCAGUGAAGGAGAUGAAGAACCUGGACAUCCUGUACAAAUAUCUGGUCCACAGACUCUACGGCUUUCCAUUCCACUGCCCUGCACAAGUGGUGGAAAGAGAUGCUGUCUUCAUUGCAUCAGGCUGGGACAAUGAGAAAAAAAUUGCCAUACUUCACGAGAACUUCCAGACAAUAAAAGCAGAUGACAGCUUCGAGGAUGUAAUAGUCAAGCCGCCAGUCAGAAAGAUUGUGCACGAAAAGGAGAUUCAGGCAGAAGACGACCAAGUGUUUCUGGUAAAACUGCAGUCGUUGCUGGCCAAACAGCCCGCUGUGACAGCAGGGCGACCAGUGGACACCACAAGCAGGGCACCCACAGGCUCUCCGAGGACGAGUAAUCGCUCUGCAGCGGCCAACGUAGCAAAUGCUAUGCCACAAUCCGGUAUGUCAGGUCAGACCAGUGAGGGUGUGCUGGCCAAUUUCUUCAACAGUCUACUGACAAAGAAAGCGGGGACAGCGGGGCCUGGCACACCAGGUGGUGGUAACAAUACACCAGGAACUGUACGGAAGUCAGGUUCAAAGCUGGGCCUGAGCGACGUCCAGGCUGAGCUGGACCGCAUAGCCAGCCGAGAGACUGACUCUGACUUGUCCAAUGCCAACGAGACCCCUGCCACCGAUGGCCAGGACACAUGAAGACCAGCACCCUGCUCUCCUUCUCUCCAUCCCCUGCACCUCACCGUCCACCUCCCUUCUUCCCUCCACUCUCACCUUCCACCUCAUCAUAAAGAUGCAGGGAAAAGGCAGGGGUGGACAUACAGUUUCCCCCCCCCCUCCCCAUUCUCCUUCACUUUCUCCUAAAGGAGAUGAACUUGCCCUUUCUUUCCCUAAGCCUUUACCCACACUUCCUAUUUUCUUCCCAGCUGUUACACCAAGGACAAGUAUUUGUCUCUUUUACAUACAAGAAGGUCUGUUACAUGAGAAGCAUGUGGUUAGUGGAGGGGGGGGGGUGCAAUGGGGUGUGUAAAGGUUGGGAUGAGAGGUUGUUUGAGAAAGAUGAAUGGCAAGAAAGAAAGCAAUGGUGUUUUAUCCAUCCAUUGAUUGUGAUGGUACAGUUGGUGUUUUUACUGUAGGAAACGCUGAGGGUGCGUGUUGAUGAAACUGCACUUAGGUAAAAUAGGGAUGACUGUGUGCGUUCAUGUGUUUAAUGUAUGUGGGGCAAGUCAAGUCACACUUGGCCAGAUGACGUUUAGAACAAGAAAAAGAAAAAUGCCUGACAUAAAAACUGUAAGAGGCUUUUUAAGAUGAAGGGGGAAAACAUACUAGUUUUGUGUGUGUGUGUGUGUGUGUGUGCGCGCGAGUGUGAAAGUGAGGCAUAUAGAACCGUUUUGUUGAGAGAUUCUUGGCUGUUUGCAUUUCAACCAAAUUAUAAAAAACAUUACCAUGCUCUUAUAUGAGAAACUCAUUAUAAACUCUUCAAACAGUACAAACUCUAAUUAGAGCAGCAAAGUCUGCAUCACUGCACAAACCAAACAUCAGACUUGACACUUAAGCUCUUCUGUCGUGGUACCCUACAAUUGGCCAAACUGCCGCUCGAGGUACAGUUCAGACUUGUAGGUAACAGACUACACUGAAAAGGGAAGGUUUUACGGGGUGGGUGGGUAGCUGAGCUUUAUUUGUACAGAAAGAAACACUAGCGAUUAAGUUUCAUAGUUACUGCUGA
This is a messenger RNA of Archocentrus centrarchus (flier cichlid), 2551 nucleotides long. It is a transcript of the gene dync1li1, whose product is annotated as dynein, cytoplasmic 1, light intermediate chain 1. The transcript is spliced from 13 exons. The record is from RefSeq and is a predicted model, not a curated record. Gene Ontology annotation, biological process: microtubule-based movement; microtubule cytoskeleton organization. NCBI's taxonomy places the organism in Eukaryota, Metazoa, Chordata, Actinopteri, Cichliformes, Cichlidae. The coding region runs from base 58 to 1524 and encodes 488 amino acids. Gene Ontology annotation, molecular function: dynein heavy chain binding. Gene Ontology annotation, cellular component: cytoplasmic dynein complex; centrosome.